CUUGAAGGGGAAGCUGGACGAAUACAUCAAGAGGUUCCCACAGGUCAGGAUCAUGCGCACUAGGAAGAGAGAGGGUCUUAUAAGAGCCCGGAUGUUGGGAGCAGCCGCUGCUAGUGGAAAGGUCCUGACGUUUCUGGACUCCCAUAUCGAGUGUAACGUGGGCUGGCUGGAGCCGCUCCUGGACAGGAUCAGACAGAACAGAACCAACGUCGUCUGUCCCGUCAUCGACGCCAUAGACGACAGGACAUUCGCGUACCUAGAAGCUCAGACUCUGCGUGGAGGCAUGGACUGGAAGGAGUUGAAAUUCGAGUGGAGAUCUAUCCCCUCGUUCCAAUCCCUGGGGAGGAAGGACCCAAGUUGGCCGAUCAUAUCUCCUACCAUGGCCGGCGGAUUGUUCUCUAUAGAGAGGGACUACUUUUACGAGCUUGGGGCGUACGACCCGGAACUAUUUAUCUGGGGAGGCGAGAACAUAGAAAUCUCUUUCAAGAUCUGGAUGUGUGGCGGCCGGCUCGAGAUUUUGCCGUGUUCUCGCGUGGGUCACGUGUUCCGAAAGAGCCAACCGUACAUCUUUCCUGGCGGUGCUUUUGAGGUAUUCAGUCACAACACCCGAAGAGUCGCCGAGGUCUGGCUGGAAGACAGGUACAAGAAGGUUUUCUACGCUCUGAUGCCGGAGGCCUUACACAUCGACUACGGGAACAUCACUGAACAGCUGGAGUUCCGAAGUAAGUGUCGUCCCUUUAAGUGGUACUUGGAGAACAUCUAUCCUGACCUUGGAGUGCCGCAAAUUAACCUACAGGCAGUCGGAGAGAUCCGGAACCUGGGUCAGCAGGACGUGUGUGUGGACACGUUAGGCGGCGCACAUCUGGGCCUGUGGCCCUGUCACGGGCAGGGGGAGCAUCAGAGUUUUAGCUUGGACAAAAGCGGGGUGCUGAAGUCCGGUUCGCUGUGUGUUAUACUGGAGGAGGGGAGGGACGGGGAGGUUCUGUCUGUCGGGCUCUGCAAAAAGGAGAACGCCAUCAAGUUCCAGCAUCAGGAGAACAAGGAGCUGAGAGAACUAGGAGACGGGUCCUUAACCGGACGCUGUCUGGAUAUCACAUUUGGUGCUGGCGUACAAAAGUUCCUCAAACUGAACCCUUGCAACGGUGGCAAGUUCCAACAGUGGAAAUUCGGCCUGUACCUGUGAGGACCUCUAGCUGUAGCUAAUCGUUUGCUGACUAGAACAUUGGUUUAGAUGGGCAUUGAUAGAAUUGAUAAAAAUGACAUUCGGAUGCAAAGUGAAUUUUUUAUUCAUUUAUUUCUCUAAACAGUAUCGAAGUCGAAGUUUCCUAUAAGAGGCUUAUACUUCAUUCAAAUGAAUCACUUCUGUACCUUUACCUGUACCUGUACAUGUAACGUUAACUGUAACUGCACAGUGGUAGGAGGAACAUGUAUCUGUCCCUGUACCUGUAUAUGUAACUGCACAGUGGCAGGAGGGACACUUACUUGUGCCUGUACGUUCUAGCU
Branchiostoma belcheri (Belcher's lancelet) is the source of this 1503-nucleotide messenger RNA. RefSeq names its product polypeptide N-acetylgalactosaminyltransferase 2-like. The transcript has 10 exons. Lineage: Eukaryota; Metazoa; Chordata; Leptocardii; Amphioxiformes; Branchiostomatidae. The record is from RefSeq and is a predicted model, not a curated record. Gene Ontology annotation, cellular component: Golgi apparatus. Bases 53 to 1183 code for a protein of 376 amino acids.